This is a messenger RNA of Coregonus sp. 'balchen', 7692 nucleotides long. NCBI's taxonomy places the organism in Eukaryota, Metazoa, Chordata, Actinopteri, Salmoniformes, Salmonidae. The record is from the annotation of a GenBank genome assembly.
UGACUCCUGUUCUGACAAUUGCAUUGAUUGGUGGCACUGAUUCUAUGGAGAUUGAAUCUGGAAAUCUCCUUCUUGGUCAAGAUAAUCUACCAGCAGCAGAACUUUCACAGAUAGCACCCAGGAUGUAUGAUUUGUCCAGUCGUUGCAUCUCUGUCAUCAACAUGCUGGGCUUGCAGAGUUCUGAACUUACCCAGGAGAAUCACAUAGUCCCACUUGUGCAUAAGCAGGGUAUCAAUGCUGUCCUCUUACUUCUACCAUUGGGUCAGCAUAUUAAUGAAUUCAAAAUGGGAGUGGGGUGGCUGGAAAGAAUGCUUAGAGAGAGAGCCCUUGCCUUUACAAUAAUCGUCUUUACCCACAAGAAUGAGCAAGAUUUUGGAUUGGGUGAUCUAAAGGAGAACAAUGAUCUGAUGAAUCUCAUUGAAAUGUGUGGAAAUAGGUAUCUCACUUGCAAAAGGAGUAUGAAUGAUCCAACCGAGAUUUCAGCAGUACUUGAACAGAUAGACCUCAUGGCGUCUAAAAAUGAUCCAUGCUGCUACACAGGAGAAAUGAAUGAUGAAGAGAUCAGGAAACGGCAACUGGAAACAGAUUGGGGUGACCGAUCACAAAGCGAGGAGAAAACUUUAUCAGGUAUGUCCUCAAUCCAUUUGAUGCAGCAGCCGUAGGAGGAUUUUCCCCAUCUUGACAUGUGAAUCCCUCUACACACACUUAACCCGAUUGUCGACGAUACCCCAAAACUGUUUUUCGGUCUAUAUCUCAUAUAUUAAGAUAGGCAGAGUGCGAAUUAUACCGUGAAAUCUAUUUUUUUCAAUAGACCUCAUAUGUGUGCACGCGCUUGCGUGGGCCUGCUCUUUAUGGGCCUAAUAGUAAUGGCAUGUCAUUUAAGGGUAAAACAUUUUUCAUGACCUUUUCAUCUGGCAUGAACACAACUAGUCAUGAUGUUUUCAUCUUAUUGUCAAACAAAUCACUUCAAAAAGUAGGCUACCUGCACAUGUUCAUCCACUCUAAAAGAAUUCCAGAUCCAAACAGUGCACUGUGCACUCGCACCAUUUGAUGAAUGGAAAGAGACAUCUGUUACAAAGCACCAAAAAGUGUAAUGACAUUCGGCAAUUGUCAUUGACCACAUUUGCAUGCAAAUCAAAUCAAAUCAAGCUUCAUUUAUACAGCACAUUUCAGACAUGGAAUGCAACGCAAUGUGCUUAACAGGGAAAAACUAAUAAAAACUAUGAAAAUAAAAGCUGAAAUAUUUACUACACAACAAACAUAAGAUAAAAAACAAAAGAAUGACACAAACUGAACAACUAAAAAGCACCCUGAGGAAAAGCAAAGCUAAAAAUAUGUGUUUUACGCUCUCUUUUAAAUAUGUCCACAGUUUCAGCCCCCUCGGGUUCUAUGGCAGGCUAUUCCAGAGGCUGGGGGCAUAAUAACUAAAGGCUGCCUCUUCAUGCCUCUUGGUCCCAGGCUUUGGGAUAGUUCAAAUGCCAUUACCAGAGGAGCUGGGGGACCUACUGGGUACAUAACUUAAAAGCAUGUCUGACAUGUAUUGGGUCACACAAUCUUAGAAGAAUCUUUAAAUUAAUUCUAAAACUCACAGGCAGCUAGUGCAGAGACCUUAAAACCGGUGUAAUGUGUGCUCUCCGUCUGGUCUUGGUCAGUACCCGUGCAGCAUUCUGUAUGUUUUGCAGUUGACCAAUGGCUUUCUAGGGUAGACCAGACAGGAGAGCAUUACAGAAGUCAAGCCUGCUUAUAAUAAAAGCAUGGAUGAGUCUCUCUGUAUCAGACUGAAAGAGAAACGUCCACACCAUGGCAAUGUUCCUCAGGGUUCAGAAUAAAAAAUAACACCUAGGGUUUUUACCUGGUGUUGUGAGCCAUCCAAGUUUUUAAAUCACUAAUACAGUCUAAUAAUUUAUCCGUGGAGCUAAAAUCCUCUGGUGACACAGAAAUGUAAAGUAUGUAUUGUCUGCAUAGCAGUGAAAAUCAAUGCUGUGCUUUCUGAUAAUGCUGCCAAGGGGUAACAUAUAUAAACUCAGCAGUACUGGACCCAAAAUUGAACCAUGUGGAACGUCACAUGUGAUAUGUAUUUUCUCUGAGUUUUGUUCUCCAAGGGUGACCCAAAAAAAUAUUGGCCGGUUAAAUAGGUCCUAAACCAAUUUAGAACAGGACCGGAGAGCCCAGCCCACCUCUCCAGUCUGUCCAGAAGGACAUCAUGGUCAACAGUGUCGGAUGCAGCACUUAAAUCUAAGAGUACAAGGACAGAGAGCUGUUGGUAUCUGUGUUGGCUCUAAGAUAAUUUAUGACUUUAACUAAGGCUUUGUGCUGUGGUUGGCAUGAAAACCAGAUUGGAAUUUUUCAGAAAUACAGUUGGCACUUAAAAAAGCAUUUAGGUGUUUGAAGACCAAUUUCUCCAGAAUUUAGCUUAUGAAUGGAAGGUUGGAGAUUGGCCGAAAUAUUGCUAAGAGCUGAAGAAUCGAGAUCACUUUUCUUCAGAAGUGCUUUCACCAUAGCAGUUUUUAGUGCACACCAAUAUCCCAUUAUUAUUCGGGAUACAUAAGUAUUCUGUUUUUGAGUUGAGGCAUAUAAACAUCAUAUCCCGUUUACAAUAACCAGAAAAGCUUGUAUACCUGGAUAAGAUACUGUGGCAUGUAAACAUCUUAUCCUGUUUACUGUUGUUUUUCGUGGUCUGUACAGGCACAGUUUCACAUAUCAUGGGUGUUGUGUAAUGUUUUCAUCUGAUUGUCAAACAAAUCACUUCAGAAAGUAGGUUCGAUCCACAAUAAUAAUUCCAUAAUAACUUAGUUUGCUGAUUCUCACACUGGACCGUAUAGCCUGCUGGCUACUUUCACCCCUAAUUCAGACAGGUUUCUGCUUAUCAUUUCUGACAUUUGGUAGGCCAUUUGUUUGUAAACUAGUUAGACACAUGCAGCUUCUCUUCUGUCAUAACUUGUUGGCCCAUAAGACUAAAUAAAGUAGUUCUCACCAGAAUAAUGUCUUACAUCAGGAGAAUGAAUGCAUUGGUAAUCUAUGUAGUUAACACCGGUAAAGUUGUCAGUUUUGUUUAGGGACCGGGGUGAAAACGCAAUAACUCCAAAACAGUGGCAAGAUAGGUCCUGUGCAAAAUGUCCAUAUGUCAUCAGUUUGACGGGUUUUAAGGAAAUUAAAAGCUGAGAAAAGGAUUAAACCCAUUUCUGAUAAGACUUCAGUUGGUCUUGGGUGCAUAUUUUAUGUGGUUGAAAUACUGUCUGCUUGCAUAACAGAGUCACAGAUAACACAUUACAUGUGCAUUUGCAUUUUCGUAAAAGAUGCUGAAAUAAAUAAAUAAUAUUUCUCCAUUCCUGUUCCCGAGAAAAUUUACAUUUGAUAUAUAAUUUUACUGCAAUAAAUGCAUAAUUCUGCAGUAGUUAAUAUUAUAUUACACUACAUGUGAGAGGUUAUAGGCCUACUGUCAGUGUCAAUAUUGCAGUUACUAUUCCAUUUAACCUAUAUGAACUUAAAUUAGGAAUAUUCCCACAUUUUUCCCAGACCUAGUGUUGUUGCCCUACAGUAGGUCUGGGAUUUACGAGACUUGGUAUUGACAACAGUGGGAUAAGUGUGUAAAUGGAUUCACAUGUGAAGAUAGGGGGAAAUCCUCUAUGUGUUGCUAGAAAAGCUUGGUUAACAAUGGUAACUUUCCUGUCCUGUAAAAAAGGGAUCAAUGCCACAAAGAUUGAAACAUUAGGAGAACACUAUUAUGUCUAAUAUACACUUUACUUUUUCCUGUCCCUCUUACUUACAGUUCCAGGUAACUUGCCUGAAGAUGCUGUUGCAAACAAAGAAAAGGUAAAUUUGAAAUAACCUCACACAACCUCUGUUAAGCUCACAUACAGUGCCUUGUGAAAUUCUACACACCCCUUGCACAGUCUUCGCAUUUUGCUGCCUUAAAAUUAAAUCAAAACAUUUAUUAAAUUCGAUUUUUUCCUACUUAUGUACAGAACCUACUCCACAUUUUCAAGGUGAAAUAAAUAUUAUAAAACAUUUUCCAAAUUAAUAAAAAAUGAAAAACCAAGAUGUCUUGAUUGCGAAUGUCUUCACACAUGGUGGAAGCAUCUUUGGCAGCUGUGAAUAAUUUUGAAUAAGAUUCUACCAACUUUGCACAACAUAUGUCCAUUGUUUUAGUCAAUAUUGCUCAAGCUCAGUAAUUUUGGUUGGGAAUCAUUGAUAGCAAUAUUUAAACCUUAAGUCUGAUUUCAAGCAGAUUUAAGUCAGGACUGAGACUGGACACUUCAGAAACACUCAACACAAAGCCAUUCUGGUGUCUUUGGCAUUAAGAUGUGUGUAAUUGUCUCGCUGAAAAAUAAAAUUCCGUGCCAGUGACAACCAUACCCAUAAAAUGAUGCUACCACCACAAUACUUAGGACAUACAUAGGAUCAACAACAUUGCAUUCACUCCACAUUACUGGCCUGUAUGACAAAGUGAAAAUAAUUAAUCAUUUUUUUUAUCCACUCCAAAUCAUCCAUUGUUUGCAACAACGCCGUUAAGUAAUCCUGCAAGAUAAUACGGAAAAUAAAAUAACUUUUUGGCCUAGAUUAAAAUCAACAGGCUUGGGUCAAGUCCAAUACAACACAGAGUGAAACCCUCCUGUAUUUUCAAAUCUUGUGGUGGCAGCAUCAUGUUAUGGGUAUGCUUGUCACCGGCAGGGACUGGGGUGUUUGUCAGGAUCAAAAUAAAUAUGAAAGGACCAAAGCCCAGGUAAAGGUUUGUAAUGGCUGCCAAAAGGGCUUCCACCAAUUAUUACUCUGGGGUGUGAAGACAUACACAAUCAAGACAUCUUCGUUUUCUUAUUUGUAAUAAAUUGACAAUUUAUAUAUUUUUCGUUCACUUUUAAAAUAUGGAGUAGGUUGUGUAGAUCGGUAGGGAAAAAAACUAAUUUAAUCCCUUUUUAGAUUUAAUUUUAAGGCUGCAAAAUGUGAAGACUGUGCAAGGGGUGUGUAAACUUUCACUAGAAACUGUAUCUCCUAAAUGUCACUCUUAAGCAGUGGCGGCUCCUGAAAAAAUUCUCAGGAGGGGCAAUUUUUCUGAUGAUUUAGGUGACCUACACACAUUUUUAAAAAGAUAUGUCCAGCAACAACAUGAAGACAGGGGCAGCAUAUAAGUCAAUACCAGAAGCAUUUAUUGACUGAUCUCAAAAGUGUUGGCUUACAAAAGCAAAAUAAGUUAUCACAGUAAAAAUAAUCAAGGGUGUUCUUUCACAUUCCUCAACACUGCAUAAACAAUAUGUAUGGCUUUGUAAAAAUGAACAACCAUAUUCUGGCCAAUUGUAUAGAUUUGUAAAUAUGAACAACCAUAUUCUGGCCAAUUGUAUAGAUUUGUAAAAAUUAACAUGAACAGAUUUUUUAUUUUUUUGAAUGGCAGUACCUUUCAAACAUGUCUGCUUGCAGUAAGGUAGCACUCACAAGGUGGCCAGAGAAAGAGAACCUUUCUUUGGUGUGAUCCAGGAUGGUGUUGCAGACCUCUUCAGACAGCCUCUGCUUCUCCUCUUCUCUCAAAGCUGUUCUGGGUCUUUUGGCUCCUGUUGCUUCUUGCAGCUGCUGUUGAGAGGAGUCCCUGAAGGCAAACAGACCAAUGUGUUUGUUGGCUUUGUACAGUAUUGUUGUCUAUGUGAUGCACAGGUAUAUGCAAUGUAUCCAUGUAUAGUACAAAUACUUCAGUUCCACUUAAAAUGGGCAGGGAUGCAUAAAGUCUUUAGUGUUUAAGUUAGCCUUUGUGUCUCACAUAGCCUGGAUGUUCAGCACAGUAUACAGUGGUGCUCAUAAGCUUAUGAUCCCAUGCUAAAGUUGACUAAAAAGAGGAAUAAAAAAGAAAAGAAAAUUGGUGUCCUUAAAGGUUGGAUUUUCCAACUUUUUUAAUUAAGUCAUUAAGAUCAAUUUCCAAAAGAUGAUUUUUUUAUUUUUUUAUUCCUCUUUUUAGUCAGCUUUAGAAUGUGUUCAUACACUUAUGAGCACCACUGUACAGUACACAUAGUAUAUAAAAUAAGAUAGAUUACACCACUGGCCAUAUAUAAUGACAAUAAUGUAAUUUCAAACACAAAUGCAGUCUCCUUUCAUGCAUACAUUUUCAAAUAAAGCUCUGCUUUGAGAAAGAUCGAAUGAUAUUGUUUAAUCUUUAUCUUACCUUAUGGCCUGCACACUGCUUGCGAAGCUGUCGAGGGCACGUUUGAUAAAGACAGCAUCGAUGUCCUUAUUCUGUAGCUUCUGGUACGGUGGGCUGGUCAAAUGAACCCAAUGAACCCGUCCGGAUGGCUUCAAAACAUUCUAUGAGGUCGUCUCGAUUCUCGUAGACAGUGUUCACGACUCUGCUGUUGCUAACCUCAUCGUUGUGGCGGCGGACAGCUAGCCUGUAUCCCUCAUCCAGUUGAGUGGCAAUAUUCACUCUCACCAAAGCAGACAAUCUCAAACAGCUAUCAAUGUGGGUCUUUGACAGCUCAUUUUUCUUAAUCUUUUCUGAAAGAUGGUGCAUGUCGGUUACACCAGUCGCUGUCCAAGCGUUGCUGUCUGCCGUUCAUGGUUACGUUACGUUACGUAUGACGAAAGCGCGUAAGUGCAAGCCCUCAGACACCCAUAGAGAAUGUAUUGAAAGCUCAGAAAUUUGAAAAAAAAAUAUUUUACAUUAGAGGCUAUGAGAGACUUCUGGGCGAUUUUCAACCUGACUGAAAUCGCCCCAAAACGGGCGGGGACAUUUGAAGCACGACUUUAGCCUGAUUGGACAUUUAGUGGCUGGCAGAUCAGACGUGAACACUGAACUACUGUUGCCAUGAUAUAAUUGAUUAGAAAAAAAAUCCCUUCCUUUUCCCGUUUGGCAGUGCGUCGCCCAUAUCGCCCUAUUGAACACACCGCCCAUGCUCUUAAGUAUGUCUGUUCAUAGUAUGGCAGAUGUUUUGACUUACUAAGCUAUUAAAAUGUGUUUGGUUAACGUUAAAGGGAGAAGAAAUGAGACUUGAGGAAAUCGACGGGAGUUUAAAUGAAAAUAACAUCCCGGAAAAUAUACAACUACCAAAAGUAGAAGAGCUCAUGUGUAGACUUCACCUUCAAGAUAAAUAUCAAGAUAAGUUGACAACUGCAGACUUCCUGAACAUUGGCUCUUCCGCUCAACAUCAACACGAACCCCAAACAGAGAACAAACUAGCUCAUACUUUCCUACAAAGGUUGUUGAUGCUGGACUACAGAGCCAGGUACAUUCCUGUAAGAGAGGAGAAUAGUGAGAUGCAUGACACAAAUGACAACAGAAGUGAUAAUGCAGAAACAGAAGAAAGUGCCUUUGAUGCCCUUUUCAACAAGAACACAGUCUCGAGUGAUAUAAAGAGGAACACGCAUGUUCACCCAAUGGACGUCCAGAUGGCAGUGUUUCACUGUUCAGACAGUUUCCUUCGGCAGUUCAUGGUCACAAAGCUGUCCUUGUGUCAGUAUGCCUUGCCUUUGCUUGUGCCAAAUCCCUUCACCAAAGAGAUUGAAUGCCCUUUGUGGACAUUUCGACAAAUCAGAAAAACCUGGAAGUCCACUAAUGGCUCUAAUAUGGUCACCAGCCAAAGUAUUCCUAUUUACAAGGCAGAAACACCAAUGGUGUCAUUCUUUAGGCUUGGAUCUGUGUCGUCAUCAAAAUCUCAGCUGAUGAACAACUUGAUCAACCAACGUCACAGCACAUUCUUCCACAGACACUGUCCA